Naegleria gruberi is the source of this 1113-nucleotide messenger RNA. RefSeq names its product retrotransposon gag/pol polyprotein. NCBI's taxonomy places the organism in Eukaryota, Heterolobosea, Eutetramitea, Acrasida, Naegleriidae. Bases 1 to 1113 code for a protein of 370 amino acids. The transcript has a single exon. The record is from RefSeq and is a predicted model, not a curated record.
AUGCUCAAACAACCAACAACAAAACCAUUGGCUAUUGUUGGGGUCAAUAAUAAUCAACAACAGAGAAGAGUUACACAGAGUAAUUUACCUCAACGACAAGCUGUCUCUUCAUCAUCACGACCAUCGACAUCAUCCCGAACACCACAACCACCAACAAAUUCAACUAGGAAAACCACAUCAAACAAUAAUCAUCAGACAAACAAUAAUAGACUUCGACAACAAUCAGCACACAACGUUCAUACAACAUCUAAAAAUUCUAAAAUACCUGAUAAUAGAAGUUCUUCUAAUGAACCUCUUAUUAGAUAUCACAAUUUGGAUGAUGAGGAACCGGAAACUUUGGAUGAAGAGGAAGAAGAUAUUCAAACAGUAUCUGUGAUCCCUUCUUUUGGAAGAAAUAUAUUUCAUCAACAACGAGUUAAUAUCAAUGGCGAUUCAGUAAUGAAAAUUAGAUCACCAAUAAUACAAACCCCUGUAAAUAUUCCAUCAACAGAACAAAAAGUAGUAAUCAAACCACCAACAAAGUUGACUGAUUCAAUAAGUGCCCUCACUAAACAAUAUAGAAAACUGGGCGAUUUCCCAUUUCAACCAACAAUACAACCUGAAAAACAAGAAAGCUUUUCGGAUGAGUGGUCAAGGAAAAAACAAGCUGCAUUAGAAAGGAGAAAAAACAAAUCGAGGAAUGAAUAUCUUGCAAGAAAAGUAGUUGAUCAUUGGAAAUGGUUUGCAAGAAAAGGAUUGGAUGAAAUUAAGGCCAAAAAUAAGAGGAAUAUCGUUUUAAUAUUCAAAACAUUUCAACAUUGGAAAAGAAGAAAAGAGGAAAGAGAUAAUUUAUGGAAAAAAGAAUUUAUUGUACAAACAAGACAAAAGUUCACUUUGAUGCAAACCUAUUUCAAUCAAUGGUUGACUCAAUUGGAAAUAUCGAGAGAAAGAGAAGAACUCUACACAGAUAGAGCUUACAGUUUUUUGAAACGAAAAUUGGAACACAAAGUGUUGAAAUCUCUUAAAUUAUUUGUUCUGCAAAGAAAAGAAAGAAGAGAAAUUAUUGAUAUAGCUGAUACUUUUGCAAAUAGAAGAAUCAUUAAGGGCUCACUAAGAAAAAUUAAGGAAGGUUAG